Messenger RNA from Boleophthalmus pectinirostris (great blue-spotted mudskipper), 1725 nucleotides. It is a transcript of the gene car15, whose product is annotated as carbonic anhydrase 15. The coding region runs from base 38 to 1021 and encodes 327 amino acids. The transcript is spliced from 8 exons. The record is from RefSeq and is a predicted model, not a curated record. Gene Ontology annotation, cellular component: plasma membrane. Gene Ontology annotation, molecular function: carbonate dehydratase activity; zinc ion binding. NCBI's taxonomy places the organism in Eukaryota, Metazoa, Chordata, Actinopteri, Gobiiformes, Gobiidae.
UAAGUUCAUCCAUCCCACUUAUGCACCGGUCUACCUCAUGCCUUUAAACUUGUUCGGAAUUGCAAGGAUGACGAUUUGGACUGCUGUUUUCCUCAUGGUUAUUCUUUCAUAUAUUGAAGCAGAUGACUAUUGCUACAAUGAGCCAUACUGUGAUCCUUACGCGUGGGGGGACUUUUUUCACUCCUGUCACCCGUUACUUGAAGAGCAUCACUCCCCUAUUGACCUGGAUCUCCACAUGAGCCGGAACACCUCUCUGGACGCCCUGCAGCUGGAGGGCUUUGAGGAGGUGCAAGGAGGACACUGGACACUUGAAAAUGACGGUCAUUCCGUGGUGCUGUUAGUGGGUAGUGGGAUGUCAGUGAGUGGGGGCGGUCUUCCUGGUCUGUACCAUACUCUUCAGCUGCACUUCCAUUGGGGCAGCCCAGCCACCAACGGCUCUGAGCACACACUGGACUCCCGCAGAUACCCUAUGGAGAUGCACAUUGUCAGCAUGAAGUCUAUCCACCCAAAUGUGUCUGCAGCUCUAGACGACCCCACGGGGCUUGCCGUCCUGGGAUUCUUCAUUGAUGUGGUGUAUGCGGACAAUGUGCAUUUCAACUACAUAUCACAAAAGCUUUCCACUGUAGCACACAAAGGACAAGUGUCUAAAAUAAAGCCCUUUGCGCUGAUGAGCCUUCUGCCAAAGCACAACCUAUCUCAGUACUACAGAUAUCACGGCAGUUUGACCACUCCCCCAUGCUCCCAGGCUGUUGUCUGGACAGUGUAUGAGGUCCCCAUCUACAUCUCAUGGACUCAGCUUGCCCAGUUCACGUCCCAGAUUUUCUCCACAGAGGAAGACGCAGAGCAAGUCACGCCUCUUCAGAACAACUACAGACACAUCCACCCCAAAUUCAGCCGCGUGGUCUCUGCAUCCAGGGAUGCACGGGUCCUCCUAGCGACCGCAGGACGCCCUGUCAGCCCCUCUGUGGUACUGGGGCUCUUUCAUGUGUGUUUAUUAGGGCUCCUCACUCUGGUACCUUAGAACAACACAAAAAUACUGGAGAUGUAACUCUAAUCUGAACACUGUGAUGUAUUUUGUCAUCAUAAGGUUAGAAAGAUGAAAAUAGGUGCCUUACAUGACUUGAACAUUGUAUUUGAUAAUGACUUAUUGCAUGUGUAUUCAUUCAUUCAUUCUACAUAUUUUUACUAUCUGUACAAACCAUAGCACAUUGAGCUGAAUGGGCCAUUUAGAAGUAUUUUGCCAGUUUGACAUCCAUAAACUCACUACAACUAGAAACCUUGCCUUGAAGAUCAUUUGACUGUACAAAAAGAAACAUUUGGAUUUCUGGGUCCAUCUCAAUGUGAAGGACAUUCUUGGUAACCCUCAGAUGAACUGGAGCCUGUUGUCUUUGUCUGUGAUCACAAGCCAUCCUCUGCCUGUCACCACCACACACACGCACACACGCACGCAUGCACAGAAGACUUCUACCCAGACCCCCCUGACGUAGAUUUUUGAGAGUUCCAGCUGGAACAGUCACAAUAACCAGUGUUUGUUGACUGCAUUUUAUUCAAAUGUAUUAUCUAAUCUUAUUACAUUAAGUUCACUUUCAGAACCGUCAUGUGACUCAUGAGCUUUUUAGUAUGAACUCCACACAACACUCAGUCAGAAGAAUUUUAAGUCACACAAGAAAAAUUCUUUGUACAAGUUAUUUGAACAUCGUGUGGCUUAUUAGCAUUGAGGACACA